AUGGCUGGCGGUUCUGUCUACAACGGCGGUGGUGGUGACGAGGAGGAGAACUGUAUCGUUGAUGUUGAGGAGCUUCAGGCUCAUGGCAUUGGCGCUGCCGACAUCACCAAACUCAAGAGCAACAACAUUCAUACUGUCGCUACUCUGAUCUCUACUACGACGAGAAGGCUGCUCAAGAUCAAGGGCUUCUCGGACAUUAAAGUUGAGAAAAUUAAGGAUGCUGCUAAGAAGUUAUCGCCUACGGCUGGUUUCAUGACUGCUGCUGAGCUUGGCCAGAUCCGCAAGCGCUGCAUCAGAAUCUCUACUGGUAGUAAACAGCUUGAUGCUGCUUUGAACGGUGGAUUCCAGACUAUGAGUAUCAAUGAGGUCUACGGCGAGUUCAGAUGUGGCAAGACCCAACUCGCACACACCAUGGCUGUCAUUGCACAACUCCCGAAGGAAAUGGGUGGUGCUGAAGGAAAAGUUGCGUAUAUUGAUACAGAGGGUACCUUCCGUCCGGAAAGAAUCGCAGAGAUUGCCGAGCGCUUCGGUGUCGACCCUGAUCAAGCAUGUGAGAACAUUGCCUACGCUCGUGCUCAGAACUCCGAGAUGCAAACCGAGCUGUUGGAGGGUCUGGCCGCUAACUUCGCCACUAAUGAAUAUCGUCUUCUCGUCAUUGACAGUGUCAUGUCCCUUUACCGUACCGACUACUGUGGUCGUGGUGAACUCUCCGAGCGUCAGCAGGUUCUUGGUCAGUUCCUCAGACGUGCAACACAGAUGGCCGAGGAAUUCAACCUAGUCGUCUUAAUGACAAACCAAGUCAUGUCGGAUCCCGGUGCUAGUGCUCUAUUCGCCGGAGCUGAUGGUCGCAAACCUGCUGGAGGUCAUAUCCUUGCCCAUGCUUCUACUACCAGACUUCUGCUUCGUAAAGGUCGUGGUGAGGAACGUGUCGCUAAGAUUGUCGAUUCACCUGAUUGUCCUGAGCGGGAAGCAACGUACAUCAUCACGACUGGCGGUAUCGAUGAUCCUGCGAAGGUCUAG
Molecule: messenger RNA, 1020 nt
Organism: Drepanopeziza brunnea f. sp. 'multigermtubi' MB_m1
Lineage: Eukaryota; Fungi; Ascomycota; Leotiomycetes; Helotiales; Drepanopezizaceae
Biological process (GO): reciprocal meiotic recombination; mitotic recombination; chromosome organization involved in meiotic cell cycle
Cellular component (GO): nucleus; condensed nuclear chromosome
Molecular function (GO): double-stranded DNA binding; ATP hydrolysis activity; ATP binding
Source: RefSeq, a predicted model, not a curated record